AUGGGUUUAGAUGAUAUUCCCGCGGAAUCGCUGAGAUCCUUAAAGAAACUUCACUAUUUGUUUCUGGAUGAAAAUGAGAUCAAAGUCCUCCGCAAAGACUCUCUCGCAGGCAUCAAAGCCAGCCUCUUGGUGACUCGUCGAGUGCCCAAACUAGGUAAUACCUACUUCGUAAAUUGUAAGGGCAGAGCUUUCAUGAAGGUUCCAGAUCUUUCAUCUUUAAGUGAAAAUGCUCUCCCAAAACGUUUGGAUUUGUCAAGAAAUAUGCUCAUGUCCAUAUCACGGAGCGACUUCCCCAGCAAUCUGAAUGUCGCCAUGCUGUUUCUCGAAGCUAAUGACAACGUGAAGCUGCAAGAUAGUGCCCUGAUAAACCUUGCGGGGUCGCUACAGUUCUUGGGGUUACAGAGCAUCCGCCUGCAAUUCACUUCUCCCUUCACCUUCCUCAGAGGGCUCUCAAAGCUGCAGAAGUUGAUACUGAACUACAACAGCCAGAAAAAUGACGGUGUGAUUGCGCCAAACAUCUUCAAAGGUCUUGGUCUGACCGCCCUGAAGGACGUUUCCAUGUACAAUUGCCACAUUGCAGGUGUUGGGGAUAAAGCGUUUGUUGGUAUUGAGAGUCUGGAGGAGUUAGAUCUGACGUUUAACUGGUUGAAAGAGGUCCCUUCUGCCGUCAAGGAUCUGUAUAAUCUCAAGAAACUGACCCUGAGAUUGAACAACAUUAAAUCAAUAUCCAUCAAUAGCUUUAAAGGAAUGUCAAGCUUACGUGACCUUGACCUCAGUGAUAAUGGUGGCCUGAAAAUUGAAGAAGGAUCUCUCGCUGGGCUUGAGAAGAGUCUCGAGUCUCUUGCACUGAGGACAUGCGAACUGGAUGAUGUGCCCACAGCGGGGAUGUGGAGUCUCGCAGCUCUGAAGAUCUUAAACAACCGAAUAUGUGUUUUGAAAACUGAUUCACUGAAGGGAAUCGGAGCAAAUUCCUACGAUUUUUCUGAUAACUGCCUCUAUAGGAUCGAAGACAAUGUUUUUGAUGGAAAGGGUCGAGGUAUUUCGUUGGCUUUGAAACGAACCAACAUGACUGAUGUACGUUUUGUUUUACAAUAUAAAGAGAAAACAUUCCAACAGAUUUGGCUAGAAGGACUAGAUCUGAACUGCGAUUGUUCUGUGUUUGAUGCCAUGUGGGUGUCUGAACCGUGGACACUGGAAGGACAGUGUCUGCUGAACUCGGAGUCCAAGGACUUAAAGGACUAUGAGUUUAAAAAAUUCCUCCAGAACAACUGUACUGUGGAGGAGAAGAAGACAGAAACAGUAGACCAAGUAGUGACCGAAAUUAAAGAAACUAAUGGUGUGAGUAGGUUUUCUAUUAACUGGGUAGUUUUGAUAAUGUCGUUACUUUUUUUGGCAUUGUUGGCGGAAAAAUAACAUAACACGCUUUACUGAUCACAUGAGAAGAAGAGGUUAUAAACGUUAAUCAAUGCCUUUGCAACACUUAAUAUCUUGUUUCCAUGACAUACUAUCGUAUUCCAAUG
Molecule: messenger RNA, 1520 nt
Organism: Haliotis rubra (blacklip abalone)
Lineage: Eukaryota; Metazoa; Mollusca; Gastropoda; Lepetellida; Haliotidae
Product: leucine-rich repeat-containing G-protein coupled receptor 5A-like
Exons: 3
Coding region: 1-1413 (470 amino acids)
Cellular component (GO): extracellular matrix
Molecular function (GO): protein binding
Source: RefSeq, a predicted model, not a curated record